Macrobrachium nipponense is the source of this 7637-nucleotide messenger RNA. RefSeq lists its product as uncharacterized. The coding region runs from base 1 to 5397 and encodes 1798 amino acids. Gene Ontology annotation, biological process: regulation of telomere maintenance. Lineage: Eukaryota; Metazoa; Arthropoda; Malacostraca; Decapoda; Palaemonidae. The transcript is spliced from 18 exons. The record is from RefSeq and is a predicted model, not a curated record. Gene Ontology annotation, cellular component: nucleus.
AUGGGAUUAGAUCAAGGUGGUUUUAACCAGGGACCAAAUCGUGGAGGAUUUAAACCAAGGUCAAAAUCGUGGCUUCAAUCAAGAGGUCCAAAUCAAAGGGGAGGAUUUGAUGGUCCUCCUCCAGGGAUGAAUCGAGAUGAAAGUGAGGGUUUCGAUGAUAAAAUGAAUCAAGGAAUGGCUGGAAGAGGUGGUUUCCAGGGGCAGAGGGGAGGAUUUGGUCGAGGAGGAUUUGAUUCGUCUGGGUUUGGUCCAGGUGGAAUGGGUGAUAGAAGUGACAUUGGAAAUUAUGACCAAAGUGGCAGAGGAAGGGGAAUUGAUAGUAGUGGGCGAGGGCGGGGAGGCUUAGACCAAGGUGGCAGAGGAAGAGGAUUUGAUCCUAAUGGAAAGGGGUCAGGGUUACUUAACCAUAUUUUGCCCCCUGAUGGCAGAACCAGGACCAGUUUAGUGAAGGAAGUCGAGGUCGUGGUAACAUGCGUUGGCAGAGGAUUUGGGCCAGAUCGUGGCAGAGGUCGUGGUCGAGGUGGUGGCCCUGGAGGGUGGUGGAAUAAUGAAAAUGUGCCAGAUGAUAGAAAUCCCCCUGACUGGACUAAAGGGUGCAAUCCAACAUGGCAGGCCACCAGGAUAGAUGAUGUUCCUCCAGAGCUAACCACUGGCUUUCUCUCUCAUGAUAAAGGUGGUAUCCCAGGUCUUGAUUUACCUCAGCACUCAACAGAUACCGAAAAAGAUAAAGGGAAACCUGAAGACAAACCUGAAAAGAAAGUUAUAAGUAAACCUGCAUCAUUGUCCAGCAAUCCUGAUGACAAAAUAGAUGUGAAAUUUGGUGAAUCUUCAAAACUCAUUAUUGGACCAAUUGGUGUACCCCCUAGCAAGGAUAAAUUCACUCUACCUGAAGAUGAUUGGUAUGAUGAUGAGGAUGAUAAUGACAAGAAAGAUAAUGAUGCAAGAAAUACAGAAGAUAAUUCUGAUGACAGUGAUAAACAUGAACAAAAGCAGCAACCUAUUGCAGAUCAAUUUGAAUACAACGCAGGAAGAUCUGGCUUCAGUGUACCCCCUCCCAGCCAACCUAUGGGUAGGGGACUAAUGGGGCCAAGAUUAUGUGGCCCUCCACCAGGUCAGGGCUUACUUGGUGCGGCCCCAAGACCUGGUCUGUUAGGUAAUGCACCAACUCAAGGCUUUCCAUUUAGAGGCCCACCUCCUAAUUCUGGGUUCAGAGGGCCCCCACCAGGCCCACCAGGAGGCCCACCAGGCCCACCAGGAAGAGAUUUUCAAGGAGGCCCACCAAGUAGGUGGAAUGAUAACAGAUUUGACAGACAGGGAAUGGAGAACAGGCCAGGCAGGGAAAGUCACUCGCCAAUAAUGAGCAUUUCAGAACUUUUAGCUGAUGAAAGUUCUAUGAAUGAUGAUAGCAAAGAUGAACCAUUGGUACGGGAUCGAGAGCCACUUGACCGCAGAAGACCAAAUUGGGAUGAUGUUGGUGAUAACAGAAGUACAGGUGGCCGUUCAGAUGAUUCUUGCAACAAAGACCGAUGGGGUCCUCCUCAGGACAGGAGAGGGAUGCCGAUGGGUAGAGAUAGGGAGCCUUUUGGCAGAGAUAGGGAACCCUUCAGUAGAGAUAGGGAACCCUUCAGUAGAGAUAGGGAACCUUUUAGUAAAGAUGGAGAACCUUUCAACAGAGAAGACCAUGGACCAUUUGGAAGAGACAGUAGGCCACCAUUUAGUAGAGAUGACAGAGGUGAUUGGGGUCAACAUGAUAGGGACUUUGGAAGAGCCCCAAGUGAUUCCUUUGGUAGAGGAAGAAGAGAUAACUUUGGAAGAGACGGCCCUGAUUCUCAUAUGGAAGACAGGUUUGGUAUGCCUUCCAGAGAUAAACUGUUUGAUAAACGAAGAAUAGAUGAUAGCUUUGACAGAGAACCAUUCAGUAAUGAUAGGUAUAGUUUGAGAGGGGCAUUUGACAGAGACUCUUUGCGAGAUGAUCGAGAAUCCUUUGGAAGAGACAGAAGAGAUUUCUUUGACAGAGAAGACAGAUUGUCCUUUGGGCGUGAUGACAGGCCACCAUUUGCACGAGACUCGUUUUCAAAUCAAUCUCCAUCUCGACCAGCAACAUACGAUUAUGGUCACGGUUCAAGGGAUGAUCGAGGGUCCUUGUAUAAUGUUGACAUGGAUCUUGAAAGAGAGGAGAUGAUGCGUGCAGAAAUAAUGAGAGAAAGAGGGUUACGACAAACCAGGGAGGAUAAUAGGGGACCAAAUGAAAUGCGUGGCUCACCAUUUGGUGCAAGACCAGGCAGUUACCCUCCCCCACCAAUGGUAGAAGGAAGAGACAGGUCACCGUUAUGUUCACGAUCUCCAUCUAGAUCAAUAACACCCAAAACUGGUUUAAGGCCACCACCUCCACCUUCUCCAAAGAUUGAAGAGAAAGAGCCUGAAGUUAUUGGUGAAACGGUUACUAUAGACGAUCUAAUAUCUGUUCCUGGAAGAUUUAUGCGACCUCCAAAAAUGGUGAUCAUUCUGAGAGGACCUCCUGGAUCAGGAAAAACUACUGUAGCAAAAAUGAUAAAGGAUCGGGAAAUAGAAAAUGGAGGAAGUCCGCCAAGGAUACUUAGUCUGGAUGAUUACUUUAUGGUUGAGACUGAAAAAAUGGUUGAAGACCCAGACACAGGAAGGAAAGUGAAAACCAAAAUUAUGGAAUAUGAAUAUGAACCAGACUUGGAGGACAGCUAUAGGUUAUCUUUAAUUAAAUCAUUCAAGAAACAGGUGGAUGAUGGAUUCUUCCCAUUCAUUGUUAUAGACUGCGUAAAUCAUAGGCUAGAUCAUUUCAGUGAAAUAGUGUCCUAUGGUAAAAAGAAUUCAUUUGAGGUUUAUAUAGGAGGCCUGGAAGUUGAUAUGGCAACAUGUAUGCAGCGUAACGUACACAGUCAUUCAAGGGAGCACAUAAGUCGUAUCAUAUCAACGUGGCAACCAACCCCAGUAAGCUGUACAAAAGUUGACCUUACUGCCUUUGCUCAAGAUGCUGCUAUUGAAGAAGUGGAAAUGGAGGAUUCUAUUACAACACCAGCAGAUGAAGGAACGACGGGUGAAAGUAAAUCAGACAGCAAAAGGACAGAAGAAAAGAAGCAAGAGGAGGAGGAGGAUGAGGAGGAAGAUAAGGAAUCUUUCCUCAAGGUACGUGGCCAAGGUGCAGACUUCCAUAAUAAUGGUCAAGGAGGAAGUUUUGGUAGAGGUAACUUUGGUCGUAACACUGCUGGCAGGGGCAACUUUGGUUGGGGUGCCCAUAAUAAAAGUGAAUUUGGCCCAAGGGGGGGUUGGAGUGAUUGUGGAAGGGGAAAUGACCAAGAUGGUCAGAGAAAUUUUGGGAGAGGUGGUAGGCAAGAUUUCACGAGAGACAAAGCAGGGCAUGGAGAUUUGGGCAGAGGAAGAGGUCAAGAUAGCUUUGGUAGAGGCGGUGGCAGAGGUGAAUUUAGCAGGGAAGGUGAACGAAUGCAGUUUUCGAAAGGCAGUGGACAAGUCAAUUUUGGUAGAGGAAGUAACCGGGGUGGUUUUGGUAGAGGAAUGCAACAAGAUGAUGAUGUUUCUUUUAAUAGAUUUGAUAAAAACCAAGGAGGCCGUGGUAAUUUCAAUCAGAGGGGUGCGGUUCAUGGAGGAAGAGGACGAGGUGACUUUGGUCGAGGGGCAGGUGGAAAUUUAUCUUUCAGUUCUGACAGGUAUAGCCUAUCUUCUGAAGAUUAUCCCAAAGGAGGGGAAAGUUUCAGUAUGAGUGGCCAAGAAAAGGUACAGAAAACAGAAGGGGAUAGUCGGAGUGUUCAUUCUUCUGAAAAAGAACCUUCUUCAGUUAACAUAAGCAGAACUGGAACACUUCAAGCCUUGGAGGGUUUUGGAUUAGGUAGGAAUAAUCAAGGUGCAAACUUUCCCAGAGGUGGAGGGAGAGGCAGCAACAUGAAUUCAGGAAGAGGGGGAAAUAACCAAGGUUCAAAUGUAGCUUCCUCAGGAAGUGGUAAUAACCAGAAUAUUGGCAGGGGGAGCAACCAAGCUGCAGGGUCAUCAAGAGCAAGCUUUGGAAGAGGCAACAAUCAAGUAGCUGAUGAAAAUAGUAGCCCAGCAAAUAGUGCUGGUAUUGCUGGUACGCUCAAAGCUUUACAGGGUAUUGGAGGACAAGGUAAGGGUUCAAAUCUGAGUGACAGCAAACGCACAGAAAGUGAAACUACCCAGAACGUGAGUAAUGUAGGUGUUAAAGGUCAUACCUUCCAGGGUAUUCCAGGAAGAGGACGUGGAGCUGCCAUUCAGCGUGAUUCACUUGACCAAGAAAAUAAGAACAAAGCCAAUUGUAGUCAAGAUACAGGAACCAAAAGAGAUGAAACCUUGGGCCCAGAAAAUAGUCAUAAUGAUGUUUCUAGUAAAGAAAAAGGUAUCAUCCAAAGUGCAUCACCAGGUAGUAGAAUAGGCACUUUGCAAGGUUUGGGACGAGGUAUAACUCAAGAAUCGAAUCCCCCUGGAAAUUUUAGAGGCAAUUCUCCAAGAGGUCGUGGAGGACCUCAGAUGCAUGGUAUGAAUAGAGGAGGUAGUAAUCAAGGGCUCAAAAGAGGAAGUCAUUUGAAGAAUGAUGACAAUAUUGAUGGUUGCAAAGCAACUGAUGCUGCAAACAAAGAAAAGUCACAAACUGGAAAAAUUGGUAAGCCUCAGGAGGCUAAUGUUUCAGAUAACAAUUCAGAACAAAAUGUUCAGUCAAAGGCUGGCAAUGCUACUGCCAUCAACACAUCUGCAAGCUUAGCAAGUGGCACUGGUAAGCCAAGUGUACCCCAGGAUAGGGAGAAAUCUGCAAGUACCUUACAACAAAAAGGCAGUCAAGAAAAUAAGUCUGGGUCACUUCAGGAUAGCAAAGGUAUGGAGAUUUCUUCAAAAAGUGAUGGUGAAAGUAAAGGGCAUAAAGAUGGAAACAGUGCCCCUAUCGGUACAAAUUCUGGCAAUGUGGGUGGAAAUGCAGGACGUGGAAGUGGAAAUACAGGACGUGGAAGUGGAAAUACAGGGCGUGGAGGUGGGAGUGCAGGACGUGGAGGAAGUAGUGUAGGACUUGGAGGUGAUAGUGCAGGACGUGGAGAUGGAAGUGGAACUCAAAAUACACCUCAACUGGGAAACUCGGGACGGGGUGCAGGAAGUUCAAAUACAGGUCGAGGCCUGUUGAAUCAAGGGGGUCUUCUUCAGAACCAAUUUGGCAGAGGUGCUGCUUCUUGGGGUGGUGUUGGUAUUGGAGGUGGUUUGCUUAAUAUGAACCAGGGUAAUGUUAGUUGGGGAAGCCUUCCUAAUGUUAAUCGAGGGGGCCGUAGCCAGACUCCUAGCUAUAGCUAUGCUUUUGUAGGUUUGCUAGGUCGAGGAUUCAGUGGAAGGGGUGGUCAAGGCUUCAGGUAAUGGAAAAAAAGGAACAAAGUAAGAAGUUGAUGUCCAAAAGAUUUCUGCUCAGAAGUAGCGAAUGAUGAUUACAUAGCUGUAAGGUAAUUUUCUGUUUGUUUUGAGCAAAAAUCUGAUGAUUUAUGCUGUAUUCAGGAGAAAGGAUACUCUGUUAUUUCUCCUGUAUUGUUGUAUGUGUUUAUCGUUUUAUGCCUUUGAUUAUAAAAGCAUACUUAUUUUCAUGUAGUUAUGAAUUAUUUUUAUUUUUUUGUAUUUGAGAUGAAAUUAAUUUUACUUACCUAAUGUUAAUGAAGUUCAGUUUCCAUUUGUUCUGUGUAGAAAAGGUUGUAAUCCUGUUUGUAGUCCCAUAAAUGACAUGAGUUUGGAAUUUUCUGUCUUAAGGUAUUUUCAUACAAGGUGGAUUUUGCGCAAGAACAUAAUUGGUAGUACUAAGAAAUUGAUACAAAAGUUUAAAGUUAAAUAGCCUUUUUGGGGGUUUAUUGUGGAUGAAAUUUUUUUUCCAUAUGAAAGUUUGAGUAUGGCAUUAGUAGUACUAAGAAUAGUUCAAAGAGAUUUUUUUUUUUUUCUGUAAAACUCCCUGAUGUAUCAAGUUGGGGCUGAGCACAGAGCUCACUUUUUUAUUCAAUGUUUGUUGUGUUGGAGAUGUCUGUGGCCAGUAUUCCCAGUUGAUAAAUAUUUUGUUUUAAGAGAUUAAACCCAAAAUUAUGGGUGUAAUUUGUCCUUAUAUAGUCAUGAUGCUUUGAUUUUGAAUUAUUGGAUUUUUCCAUUUCUUAGUAUUAGAAAUUUUAUUGGCGAUGCUGCUGUAGUUAUAAGGUUGCUAGGAUACUGUGAAGGAUAAGAUUUAUGCAAAAUUGUCUCAUACAAAGCAACUUGAGUAAUUUUGCUUCAUAAUAAUAUAUAAAGAAACAUGUUCAGUGGCAGUAACUAGUAUCAGUUGCUACCUCACUGUCAGGGACAUCAUCUUUAUGGUUUAAGCAAGAGCUACCUAGAUUAUCAUCUGACAGACCAGUGGCUGGUAGAGUGAGAGUUAGGUAAGUAGGUAGGUAGGCUGUUCUUGAGUAGACUAGUAUGUUAGUGUGAUGAUACUGGCUUCCUGGCUGUCAGAUAGGUUAUCCGUCAGGAGUAUUAGAUUGAACGUUAUAUUUACUGUGUUUUUAUAUUGAGUAGGGUAGUAUCAAAUAGGUUCUGUGUUAGUUGUAUAUCCAUAGGUGAAUUAUGAAAUGGCAAUCUCUGGUAUAUAUAAAUAGGAUAUGUUAAUGCUGAACAGUGGAAGAAAGGCCAUUCAAAUAGGUAUGUUACAGGAGUGCAUAUGUUGAAGCAGGAAAAGAAAUAUUUUGUAUAGGUGAUGUGCCUGAUUGUGAGGUGUUAGUAACUAAACUGUUAGUAGUUUUGUGACUGGAGUUGAAAUAUUGGGUGAUGCACUACUUUUAUUACCCAUAGCGUACUCACCACUUUUCUUUAAAAGAAUAUGAAUAAUGAAAAUUGCACAUCUUGCAUAACCAAUCCCUGACCUAAGGGCCAUGGGCGAGAGGAGGUUUAUAGUAAAACUGAAACAAAUAAGGAAGUGGCAUAUCUUUGAGAUUAGUUAUCACUGCAUGUGAUACAAAAAAUGUGCCAGUAUGCAAUGUUACUUAAUGUUCCAAAUUUUUAUGGUAUUUUGAUAUGACUCAAUAUCUUACACAUUAAAACAUUGUUUUAUGAUCUGUAUUAAGGGUAACUUUUACUGUAUUCUUUGGUAUCAUUAGUCCACGGAAGGGGACUGCUCUUUUAAAUCAUAGCACUUAAUGUUGUUGCUAUUGUAGUUUUCUAUAAUUUUCAGUUGGUGGAGUUACUGUAAAAAACACUAAUUGAAUUUGGAAUACAGUACUUAUAAAUGUUUCUAUGGUAUGAAUCUAACUACAGUACUUGAAAGUCUCAUUGAGUAAGCAGUUGCUAAGUAUUAGUAUACUUAGAUGAGUUCAGUUAUAAACUUUGAUGAUCUACAAGUGAGUGUCUUGUUAGCAUAUUGCUACAUUCAACUGUUACAAAUACCAUGCAUAUUCAUAAUUCAUUAUUUCUGCCAAACAUUACCAUCUGAGAAUUCUAGACAAAUAGGGUUGAUAUCAUUUGGUAGUAGUUGACCAUUAAUUUCCUUGAAUAUGUUCCACAAUUACUAUACACUGGUUUUAUGCGUCCUUUCUUUUUCAAAUGAGAAUAAUGGUUAUGAUUUACCUGAAAUAGAAUAACACCCCUGAAAGGUA